UAUUCCUCUAAGAAGCAUACUUAUACAUCUCUAUAUUUCCAUAGCAAGGAGCCAUUUACACGCAUGCACCAAACAAAACAAUGGGUAGAGAAGAAGUCACCCAAAUGACUAUUCUCUUCUUCUUUCUUUUGUUAUCAAUCUUAUCUUUCAAGGCUUCUUCUGCUCCUACAAGUGUACACAAGCAAAAUUACCCUUCAACCCAGUUGAAUCCCUUUUCUCCAAGGGCAUCUCUGAUUCGAUAUUGGAAGAAACACAUCUCUAACAGCCUCCCUAAACCACCAUUUCUCAUCACCAAAGCGUCUCCACUCAGUACCGUAGACUCAGCUUUCUUCUCCAAACUCGCCAGCCAGAACUCACUCUCUUCACAUCUGGACUCUUUUUGUUCCCUGGCUAACUUGUUCUGCUCCUUCGACUCAAAACCAAGUUUAGGCAAUCAUGACCAAGAUGCCAACUUUGCACUUUAUUCCAACAAACAUUUUGCAAACUAUGGCAGGGCAAACCUCGGAGGGAUCGACUCGUUCAAGAAUUACUCCAACGGAUUGAACUCGGCUGCUGACUCAUUUAUUCGGUACAGCCGUGAAGGUACAGGCCAUAGUGAAACAUUCACAAAUUAUGCUAGCGAUGGAAAUGUUGCCAAUGCAACCUUUGGAAACUACGGCGCUGGUGCCACUGGCGGCUCCGUUGAGUUCAAGAACUAUGACGAUCGAGUCAACGUACCGGGUCUCCAAUUCAUCACAUAUGACUCGGAUGGCAAUAAUCAUAAGCUCUCAUUUUCAACCUACAGCGGUGAUACAAAUUCUGGUUCUCAAGCAUUUACCAGCUAUGGCAAGAAAGGGAACGGGGUCCCAGCUGAGUUCACAAGCUAUAGUGGAGAUUCAAACAUUAUUGAAUCUACAUUUACUGGUUAUGGUGAUUUAGGCAAUGCAGCCAAUGACACGUUCAAGGGUUAUGGCAUUUCAGGUAACAACCCACACAAUAAUUUCAAGAGUUAUGCUACUGGUGCAAACUCUGCCAUUGAUAGCUUCUCGAGCUACAGGAAUGGAGCCAAUGUUGGCCAAGAUUCAUUUCUGUCUUAUGCCAGGAAUACAAACGCAGGGAAAGUUAGUUUCACGAAUUAUGGGAAAACAUUCAACCCUGGCAAUGACACAUUUAAAGAAUACGGCAAAGGGUCCGAGGGUAUGACCACCAUUGACUUCAAAACUUAUGGUCCUGAUCGAUCGUUCAAGGAUUAUAUUGAAAAGGGUGUAUCUUUCGCUGGUUAUACUAAUAAAAGCAGCAGCAGUAGUAGCGGCAGAUCUGUAAGUAGCAGUUGGGUGGAGCCUGGCAAGUUUUUCAGGGAGUCCAUGUUGAAGAAAGGGAAUGUUAUGGUGAUGCCGGACAUUAGAGACAGUAUGCCCGCAAGAUCAUUUUUACCGAGAUCAAUUGUGUCAAAAUUGCCGUUCUCAUCCCCUCGCCUCUCAGAGCUGAAGGAAAUUUUUCAUGCGCCAGAGAACUCAACCAUGGAGCGUGUGCUUGUGAAUGCGCUGGCUGAGUGCGAGAGAGCACCUAGCAAAGGUGAAACCAAGAGGUGUGUUGGGUCAGCUGAGGACAUGAUAGACUUCGCAGUCUCGGUCUUGGGCCGAAAUGUGGUGGUGAGGACCACAGAAAAUGUUAAUGGGUCAAAGAAAAAUGUGAUAAUAGGAUCAGUGAGAGGGGUGAACGGUGGGGAAGUAACGAAAUCAGUGUCUUGUCACCAGAGUCUAUACCCAUACUUAUUGUAUUAUUGCCAUUCAGUGCCCAAAGUGAGGGUUUAUGAGGCGGAAAUUUUGGAUGUCGAGAGCAAAGCCAAGGUGAAUCUUGGUGUUGCAAUUUGCCAUAUUGACACGUCUGCUUGGGGACCAGAACAUGGGGCAUUUUUGGCACUAGGGUCAAGACCUGGGCAAAUUGAGGUCUGCCACUGGAUCUUUGAGAACGACAUGACUUGGACCAUUGGUGAUUGAAGAUGAGCCGCUGUUACUUGCGUUUGAUUAAUGAAAUUUUGUGCUUGGUGAUUUGUGUCAUUUUUUUUCCUUCGAUGAGAAUUAUGCAAGGAAACGAUCUCCAUAGACACAUUCCAUGAAAAUGUACUCAAUUUCAAUUGCUUUAA
Molecule: messenger RNA, 2125 nt
Organism: Hevea brasiliensis (rubber tree)
Lineage: Eukaryota; Viridiplantae; Streptophyta; Magnoliopsida; Malpighiales; Euphorbiaceae
Product: polygalacturonase 1 beta-like protein 1
Exons: 2
Coding region: 81-1979 (632 amino acids)
Source: RefSeq, a predicted model, not a curated record